This is a messenger RNA of Hyaena hyaena (striped hyena), 492 nucleotides long. RefSeq names its product patr class I histocompatibility antigen, B-2 alpha chain-like. The transcript is spliced from 5 exons. The record is from RefSeq and is a predicted model, not a curated record. NCBI's taxonomy places the organism in Eukaryota, Metazoa, Chordata, Mammalia, Carnivora, Hyaenidae. Gene Ontology annotation, biological process: antigen processing and presentation of endogenous peptide antigen via MHC class I via ER pathway, TAP-independent; positive regulation of T cell mediated cytotoxicity; antigen processing and presentation of endogenous peptide antigen via MHC class Ib. Gene Ontology annotation, cellular component: external side of plasma membrane. The coding region runs from base 1 to 492 and encodes 163 amino acids. Gene Ontology annotation, molecular function: peptide antigen binding; signaling receptor binding.
AUGACUGCGACCUUGAGAGAGGCCCUGAGCCAGCAGCAUCCAGAGAACCAGUUAGCGUCACCGCUCUUGCCGGAUACGAAGUUCUCAGGAACAGUCUCCACUCAGCUUCUCCCAAGCCCCCGAGGGUCUGCGGCAUGGACCCCACAACCCUUUCUCCUGUUCGCGGGGGAGGGAAGAGGGGCUAACCCUUACCGAGACUGGGCGGGCUCCCACUCCCUGAGGUAUUUCUACACCGCGGUGUCCCGGCCCGGCCUCGGGGAGCCCCGCUUCAUCGCCGUGGGCUACGUGGACUACACGCAGUUCGCGCGGCUCGACACCGACGCUCCGAGUCCGAGGAUGGAGCCGCGGGCGCCGUGGAUGGAGCUGGAGGGGCCGGAGUAUUGGGACCGGGAGACGCGGAUCGCCGGGAGCAACGCACGGGCUUUCCGAGUGAGCCUGCAGAACACUUGCGGCUACUACAACCAGAGCGAGUCCGGGUCUCACUCCUGCUGA